Rhipicephalus microplus (southern cattle tick) is the source of this 1062-nucleotide messenger RNA. RefSeq names its product techylectin-5A. The record is from RefSeq and is a predicted model, not a curated record. Lineage: Eukaryota; Metazoa; Arthropoda; Arachnida; Ixodida; Ixodidae.
UGUGUACAGGAGCGUCAGUAAAAGUGAUAUCGCAUUAUGCCACCUGCCGCCGUUAUUGUCCUCGUCAUUGCUGGUGUGGCAAGGACCGGGCUCUCUGCACCGAAGACAAGGGAUUCGUACGACAGCAUUUAAAGUCGCAUACGGCAGUUAGCGGAGGAGUUCAAUGCUCUUCAGGAUGCCUUCGAGCCUCGACACUGUGCAGACCUGCUUCGCAACGGCCAACACAGAAGCGGAGUUUACACCGUGUUUCACAAGGCUGCUGGCUCUUCGGGACAGAAUGUAUACUGCGACAUGGACACUGAUGGAGGAGGAUGGACAGUCAUCCAACGACGUGGGCAGUACGGACACAAUGCUUACUACUUCUACCGGAACUGGACUGAGUACGCCAAUGGAUUCGGAGAUCCUGAUGAUGAGUACUGGAUUGGUAACAAAGCUCUGCACGCCCUUACGUCAGGGAAAGAGAACAUGAGUCUGCGAAUUGUACUAAGUAACAGCACUGAAGAGACUGUGUCCUUUGGCUACGAGACUUUCGCAGUAGCAAAUGAAACGCAGUCCUUUCAACUUCAGUUGGAAAGUUUCUCAGGUAGCAAAGAGUGGGACGCAAUGGGACAUCUUUCAGGCCAAAAGUUUUCAACCUACGAUCGUGACAACAGUCUCUAUAGGCUCAACUGUGCGGUGCGGUUUCGAGGAGGCUGGUGGUACAGUAAUUGUCUCGGUGGUAACCUAAACGGGCUGAAUCUUAAUGGCCAUCACGAUAGCCUGGGUGAUGGUAUUGUGUGGGAAAAGAGCCCUAUGAUUACUUAUAUGUUGCACCACUCUUACCCAAAGGUUCAAAUGAUGAUACGACCAGCAGAUAGGUAGUGGACUAAACUUUGUUAGGUGGUAUUGAAAGAUGCGCGUGGUUUGAUUGAUUCAAUACAUGUGUCCAAGAAGAACCGGCACUCGCACCACACGCUAUCAUUUUGCACCUUAAGAAUCAAGGUCAUUAUUUUUGUUCCAACAGAAUAAGUGUCUGUAGUUUGUACCAUAUGAACACACAAUAAAUCCUGUUCUAGCAAUAUA